Messenger RNA from Panicum hallii, 2510 nucleotides. Its product is annotated as serine/threonine-protein phosphatase 6 regulatory ankyrin repeat subunit B-like. Gene Ontology annotation, molecular function: protein phosphatase regulator activity; protein phosphatase 1 binding. Lineage: Eukaryota; Viridiplantae; Streptophyta; Magnoliopsida; Poales; Poaceae. The transcript has 4 exons. The record is from RefSeq and is a predicted model, not a curated record. Gene Ontology annotation, cellular component: plasma membrane. The coding region runs from base 266 to 2269 and encodes 667 amino acids.
CCAGCCCAGCGAAGCCCAUGCAGCUAUCCAAUCCAGGCUCCGGCCCAAGCUAGUCCCGUCUCUCGUCAUCCUCUAGAGACGGGAGCGCCGGCUACGGCACAUGCCGCACACUAGAGACCGAGAGAGGCAGAGAAUGGCGAAGGGAGGAGAAGCGGGGGUCUGUGCGGCCUCGCAGCCGGCGGCCGGCGUCUGCGACGAGCGACCCCACCUGUGGGUGCGCCCGUGCGGCAGACUGGGCCGCCGGCUAGGAUGCUAGCCAGAAUACAUGGCGGCGAAGCGCAGCCCACACACAAUGAACCAUGAAUUGCUCAAAGCUGUCUCCACUGACGACGCAGAUCUCUUAGCGCAAGUCCUGGGCGUAUGGUCCUCAGCAACAGCUGAGGGGGGUGACGAAAGCUGCCUAAGAGGCGUCACAGCCGAGGGCAGCUCUGCGCUCCAUAUUGCAGCCAGCCGCGGGUACCUGACGCUCGUCGUGUUGAUCUGUACUCAGGACACCUCGCUUAUCAUGGCAAGGAACAAUCUGCUUGACACGCCUCUGAUCUGCGCAGCGAGGGCUGGGCAUGUCGAUGUGGUCAAUUACUUCAUCAAGCACGUAGCUAGAUACCCACAACACGUUCUUGAAGAAGUACCUGUAAGUCCUAUACUGAAGGCAUGGAACUCGGGUGGGGCGACCGCAAUGCAUGAGGCCAUCAGGAACGGCCAUGUGUCCGUCUUGCAGAAACUGGUGUCGAGGGAUAGCAGGCUUCUCGCAGUUGUUGAUGGACAAGGUGUGUCCCCGCUGUACUUGGCGGUUGUAUCCAACCAGGAUGACAUGGUUGGCAUCUUGAUUAGAGAAUCUUCUGACGGUGUAAAAUCGCCGGCAAGCUAUGCAGGACCAGAUGGACAAACAGCUCUGCAUGCUGCGCUCUACGCUAACAACGCUCAAGAAAUGUGCGAGUCCCUGCUACACUGGGAGCCAACACUUGCGGAAAAGGCCGACGGUUCUGGAAGAACUGCCCUUCACUAUGCAGCAUCAGCUGGGAAAGCUAAAGUGGUGAAACUUUUACUGGCCAACGACAGCUCAUCUGCAUACAUUUCAGAUGAUAAUGGUCUAUUUCCUGUGCACGUUGCUGCUAUUGCCGGCAACAUCAAAGUUGUCUGCGAGUUAAUGAAAAUAUGCCCAGGAUGUGUUGAGUUCGUUGAUAAUAAACAUAGAAAUAUUUUGCACUGCGCUGUUGAACAUGGGAGAGUUUCGGUGGUGUGGCGCAUCCAGAGAAACCCGAAGUUCGUGAGCAUGAUGAACGCCGGGAAUAGUGAAGGAGACACACCACUACAUCUGGCUGUAAAGCAUGGGCAUGUAAUAAUCUUCACUCUUCUUAUGAUGGAUCUUAGGGUGAAUCUUAGCAAUAUUAACCAUGAAGGGUUAACACCUCGACAUGUUGCUUUUGCGGAAAGCUAUUCAUUUUUAUCAGUCAAGAAAAUUUUCAUCUCCGCGUGCUUACUAUGCUGUGAUGCUUAUCCCAGUCCAUUCUACCAGCCUAGAAAUAUGACAGAUAAGCAGUGCUUGGAAGACGAGAAGGAAGCCAGCGUUCAAUACACCAAUGUGUCCCAGAGCAUUUUAUCUAUCGCUGCAUUUGUUGCAGCCGGUUCAUUCGCUGCUGAUUUCGCUCCACCCAGGGGCUACGACACAGAAGGCGAUAAAGCUGGCAUGUCAAUGGCAAUGCUUAAUGCGCAUUUUGGUAAAGUUGCUGCGAAUAGCAUGUCAUUCUAUUGCUCCAUAUUUGCCACAUGCCUGCUUGUGGUUGCCAGUCAAACAACUACGCCCAUAAGAGUUCGCCGCUUUUUCCUUUGCUUAUCUGCUGUACUUGUUUGUCUAGCCGUUACUAAUAUGAUUAUAGCAUUUGCGAGUAUAGUAUUCGUAGCAAUGGCAUCGAAAUACCCUUGGAACAGCUGGGAUGAGUAUGUCCUUGAACUGGACGGGGACGAACUGUUUGUCCUUUUCGUGAAUUGGGUGGCAGUAGUUGUACCCAUGUACUUGUUACUUUUUCCGGUGUCAGUUUUAGCGGUCGUAGUAUGUUUCCGGGUGGUGAUGAGAUUACGGAAGAGCAAACACCCCUGCAUGGACAUACUACUAAGAGUACUACCAGCAGGUUGCUUCCUUAUUUUGGUGGUCCACGAUGUGUUUCAGCAAUUUGUCGAUGAUGAAACGGAUCAGCCAGGUCAACAAAAACCCUGCAGCGGGCCCGGGUGUGUGGUCCUAGGUGACGCGAAGUUUUUACACCCCACCUGAUGAGGUUUCCGAAAUCUCUCUGCAGAUUCUGAACUUGUUGUCUGCGUGACUGCGUGUGGUGUUGCUUUUUCUCAGAUAGUGUUGUUCCGUGUGUCGACAACUCUGUUGAAUAAACUAGGCUGUAGGUUUAUCUAUGCCCCCCUUUGCUAUGGAACUGUCAGACACCUUGUCAAGGCUUUAUCUUGAUAGUUCUUUGUAACAGAUUUUGUUUUUUCAUGCUAUAAACUGUCUGCUUUGUGUA